Molecule: messenger RNA, 1718 nt
Organism: Cercocebus atys (sooty mangabey)
Lineage: Eukaryota; Metazoa; Chordata; Mammalia; Primates; Cercopithecidae
Gene: BSG
Product: basigin (Ok blood group)
Exons: 8
Coding region: 17-997 (326 amino acids)
Biological process (GO): cell-cell adhesion
Cellular component (GO): cell-cell junction
Molecular function (GO): cell adhesion molecule binding
Source: RefSeq, a predicted model, not a curated record
GCGUGCGCGCGCGCGCAUGCGCAGGCGGGGCGCCCGGCGUGCCCCGCGCGCGCCCCGCCCCCGCGAUGACGCCGUGCGUGCGCGCGCCCGGUCCGCGCCCCCGCCGGUUUUUAUAGCGGCCGCGGGCGGCUCCGGCGGCGGUUGGCGGCUGCGGGGCCGGCGAGGAGGAGACAUCAUGGCGGCUAAGCUGUUCGUGCUGUUGGGUUUGGCGCUGCUGGGCGCCCACGGAGCCUCCGGGGCUGCCGGCACAGUCUCCACUUCCGUAGAAAACAUUGGCUCGAAGACACUCCUCACCUGCUCCUUGAACGACAGCUCCACAGAGGUCACCGGGCACCGCUGGCUGAAAGGUGGCGCGGUGCUGAAGGAGGACACGCUGCCCGGCCAGAAAAUGGACUUCGAGGUGGACUCCGACGACCUCUCGGGAGAGUACUCCUGCGUCUUCCUCCCCGAGCCCACGGGCAGGGCCGACAUCCAGCUCGACGCCCUCCUGUCAGGCGCCCCCAGAGUGAAGGCUGUGAAGUCGUCAGAACACGUCAGCGAGGGGGAGACAGCCGUGCUGACCUGCAAGUCAGAGUCCCUGCCCCCCGUCACCAACUGGGUCUGGUACAAGAUAACUGACUCUGGGGACCAGGUCAUCGUGAACGGCUCCCAGGGCAGGUUCUUCGUGAGUUUCUCGCAGGGCCGGUCGGAGCUACGCAUCGAGAACCUGAACAUGGAGGCCGACCCCGGCAAGUACGCGUGCAAUGGCACCAGCUCCGAGGGCACCGACCAGGCCGUGGUCACCCUCCGCGUGCGCAGCCACCUGGCCGCCCUUUGGCCCUUCCUGGGCAUCGUGGCUGAGGUGCUGGUGCUGGUCACCAUCAUCUUCAUCUAUGAGAAGCGCCGGAAGCCCGAGGACGUCCUGGAUGAUGACGACGCGGGCUCUGCUCCCCUGAAGAGCACUGGGCAGCACCUGAACGACAAAGGCAAGAAAGUCCGACAGAGGAACUCCUCCUAGCCAGGUGGCCCGAGGACGCUCCCCGCCCCCGCGUCUGCGUCGCCGCUGGAGUCCACUCCCAGUGCUUGCAAGAUUCCAAGUUCUCGCCUCUUAAAGAAAACCCACCCCAUAGAUUCCCAUCAUACGCUUUCGUCUUUUUAAAAAAAGUAGGGUUUUCUUUCUGCAUUCAGGAUUCUGUUCCUUAGGUUUUUUCCUUUGUGAGUAUUUCUCGAGAGCUCGGGAGCUGCGGCGCCGCGGCCCGCCUGUGGCUUUCCGCCUCGGGGUCUGAGUCACGGCGGGGGGGCGGCGCAGCCUUCUCCACUGGCUGCGGAAGGUCACAGGUCACACGAGGGGCCCGCGUGCUGCCUGUCUGAAGCCAAUGCUGUCUGGUUGCGCCAUUUUUGCGCUUUUAUGUUUAAUUUUAUGAAGGCCACAGGUCUGUGUUUGACUCAGCCUCAGGGACGACUCCGACCUCUUGGCCACAGAGGACUCACCUGCGCACACUGAGGGCAACCCCGUCACGGCCUCAAGUCACCCCAAACCCCUUCCUUGCCUGUGCAUCCGGGGGCAGCUCUUUGGAGGGUUUGCUGGGGAACUGGCGCCGUCGCUGGGACUCCAGAACCGUGGACGCCCCUCCCCAGCUCGCCCCUCGAGGACAGCCCACUCUCCACAGCACCAGGACUCAGUGGGAGCCCCUGUCCCACCCACCGCCACAAUAAAGAUCGCCCCCACCCCACCCUCA